UAGAAAUUCAUUAUAUACAAACACUCUGUUUUUUGUCUCUUUCUUUCUAGUUACCAUCCUUGACUUCAUCUCAACCACGACGCAACCGUCAUCACUCAUCAACAUGUCUCUUCUUCAAUCUUUCGUCGAAGUUCACCCAGACUCUCACUUCCCCAUUCAGAAUCUCCCUUACGGAAUCUUCAAGCCCCAACCAGAUUCUCCCCCUCGUCCCGGCGUAGCCAUCGGCGAUUUCGUUCUCGACCUCUCCGAGAUCUCUUCCGCCGGUCUUUUCAACGGCACUCUUCUAACUAACUCCGAUUGCUUCCUCCAGCCAAAUCUAAAUAAGUUUGUAUCACUCGGAAGACCAGCAUGGAAGGAAGCUCGGACCACUCUUCAAAAACUCUUGUCAUCAACUGAGCCAACUUUGAGGGACAAUGAAGCUCUGAGAAAGAAAGCACUUGUGCCUUUGAGCCAAGUUGAAUUGCUUCUCCCUGUUGCAGUUGGGGACUAUACAGACUUCUUUUCGUCUCUGCAUCAUACUAAAAAUUGUGGAAUCAUAUUUCGCGGACCGCAGACUCCUGUUUUAGAGAAUUGGUAUCACUUGCCUGUUGCUUAUCAUGGACGCGCAUCUUCUGUUGUUGUUUCUGGAACAGAUAUUAUUCGACCAAGAGGUCAAGCUCAUCCUGCUGGAAACCCUUCACCCUAUUUCGGCCCUACAUUGAAGCUUGAUUUUGAGUUGGAAAUGGCUACCAUUGUCGGACCUGGAAACGAACUAGGAAAACCUGUAGAUAUAAACAAUGCUGAAGAUCAUAUCUUUGGACUUGUUCUACUGAAUGAUUGGAGUGCUCGAGAUAUUCAGGCAUGGGAAUAUGUUCCUCUUGGUCCUUUUCUUGGCAAAAAUUUCGCCACGACGAUAUCACCUUGGAUUGUGACCUUGGAUGCAUUAGAGCCUUUUGCCUGUGAAGCCCCGAAACAGGAUCCUCCUCCACUUCCUUACUUGGCCGAAAAAGUAUCCAAAAACUAUGAUCUUUCACUGGAGGUCCACAUUAAACCUGCUGGUCACAAUGGUUCAAGUGUUGUUACGCGGAGUAACCUCAAGCACUUAUACUGGACAUUGACUCAACAGCUUGCUCACCACACAAUCAAUGGUUGCAACCUGAGGCCAGGCGACGUCCUUGGAACUGGGACAAUUAGUGGCCCCGAGCCAGAGUCUCGUGGAUGCUUACUAGAGUUAACAUGGAAUGGACAAAAUUCGCUUUCUUUAAAUGGGUUAGAUAGGAAAUUCCUUGAAGAUGGAGAUGAAGUCACCUUAACUGGAUAUACCAAGGGAGAUGGUUACACUAUUGGGUUUGGUACGUGCACCGGCAAGAUCGUUCCACCAGCUCCUUGAGGGCAGUAUUUUCCAGUGGUGUAGUAUGGUGGAGGUUGUUGUUGAAGCUGUAGAAUCAGGAAUCCUUUCUCCUUAGUAGUUCUUCUGCUGUAAUUUUCUUCUAAUACUUGGAAAGAGACUUGAAUAAAACUGGCUUUUAUGAGGAUUGUUAUGUUCUGUUGUGUGCUAUUCAUUUGUUUAGCAUGGAUCAAAUAUUGAGAUGAAAUAAUGAUUAUAACAUUCUCUCGGGAA
Molecule: messenger RNA, 1600 nt
Organism: Vicia villosa (hairy vetch)
Lineage: Eukaryota; Viridiplantae; Streptophyta; Magnoliopsida; Fabales; Fabaceae
Product: fumarylacetoacetase
Exons: 14
Coding region: 104-1369 (421 amino acids)
Biological process (GO): L-tyrosine catabolic process; L-phenylalanine catabolic process; homogentisate catabolic process
Molecular function (GO): fumarylacetoacetase activity
Source: RefSeq, a predicted model, not a curated record